GGAACUCAGGUAUGGCAGUGGGCAAAUCUUUUUCCCCACUGAUGGAAAAGUUUAUUGAGUUCUUGGUAAACAUCCUUGCGUCUUUAAAUAAGGAAACAAUAAUAAUUUUGUCAUAUUUCUGUAGCAAACCACAAAAAUAUGUUCUACAGUCCACUCAGUCUUUCUCCGCUCUCUUGUGCUUGUCUGCCUUUCAGGAUUCGUCAGGAUCUUUUUGUGUGACUGGUGCAAGCCUCCCUUCCAGAAGAACUGCCCAUCCCUGUCUCCUUGGGAACAGCCGAAGGGGGUGCGGAGUGACAAAAAUUUAUGUUUUCAUCAAGCCGGACCAAGGAGAAUGGGGGUCCCGCACCCAAAAGAAUGAAGACACGACAGAACAAGGACUCAAUGUCAAUGCGGAGUGGACGGAAGAAAGAGACUCCAGGGCCCCGAGAGGAACUCAGGUCACGGGGUCGAGCUUCCCCCGGGGGCGUCAGCACCUCCAGCAGUGAUGGCAAGGCUGAGAAAUCCCGACAAGCGACAAAGAAGGGCCGAGUGGAGGAAUCCUGCACCCCCAAGGGCAACAAGCAGGGCCGAACAGAAGAGAUCUCAGAGAGUGAAGGGGAGGACACUAACGCUCCCAAAAAAACCAAAACCGAGGAGUUGCCCUGCCCUCCAUCCCCAUCUGAUGUUGACAGCCUUGAUGGCCACAGCUUCAACGAUGAGAUGAGCAGUGACCCACGGGACAUUGACCAGGAUAACAGGAGCACCUCUCCCAGUGUCUACAGCCCUGGGAGUGUGGAGAAUGACUCCGACUCCUCCUCUGUGCUGUCCCAGGGGCCGUCUCACUCCUACCACCACCCUCCGCUCUUCCCCCAGAGCCCACCGGUAGCUCCCCCUCCCGACAGCCUGGCCCGUCCACCAGAGCCCAGCUUUGGGCUCCCAGGCGAGGUGCACCCCCAAGGACCCCCUGCAGGAAGUUAUCAUUCACAGCUGGAGGGCCAAGCCUCCCGCAUUUUCCAGGCUCAAGCCCCACAGACACCCGCCUCCUCCUCCUCCUCCUCUGCUGUUGCUGCCCCUUCUGCUCCCCCUUCCUCUUCAUCCUCUUCCUCCUCUUCUUCCUCCUCCUCUUCCCACACUCCCCUUUACCCUUCAACCAAUGUGGUCCAGGUUGGGACCAAAAUUGCCAGUGGAGUGGGGGGGCUCCCAGCACCAGGGGGUCGCGAGCAGACCCUCAGCGCCAAGCACAAUCCACCACCCACCACCCCAAUCUCGCUGGCGUCAGUAGGAGGGGGGCUCCCCCCUCAAAAGACGCCCCCAGCCAACCCUCCAGCUGCCCCCCCAGCUUCAGCCCCUUCCUUCCCUCACGUCUCUGCCAACCUGCCUCCUCCCCCAGCCCUGCGCCCCCUCAACAACACAGUGGCUGCCUCCAGCUCUCCGGGGAUGGUGGGUCAGGGCCUGAGUGGCCACCUCCCCUCGCCCCACGGCAUGGGGCAGGACAAGGCACCAGCCCUGGCCCCCUCCCGCUACCCCUAUGCCCCACCACCUCUACCACCCUCCAGCUCCUCAGCUCAGUACCCCCAGCCCUCCCCGGGCCAGCCCCUGCCCAGUUACACCGCUUCCUACGGGCACUCCUUUCCCCCACCCAGUGGCCUCUCUGUCUCCAGCCAGCCCCCCAAGUACACCCAGCCCUCCCUGCCCUCGCAGCCCGUCUGGAGCCAGGGGCCACCCCCUUACAGCCGGCCCUUGGGCAAUGCUGGCUCCCACCCUGCUGCCCCCUUCCCCGGCCAGUCCCCCCAUCACCAGCAGCCGCCCCAGCAGCACCACCACAGCCAUGGGAGCAGCGGGGGUGUCUCCCCAGCAGCUGCAGCUCCUCCCCAGCCCCCUGGCUACCCCCAUGGCCUGGAGUCUAACAGCCAUCACCCUUCCCAUCCCACCUACGGGCUGCGCCUCUACCCUCCCCACAGCCAGGCUGCCUACAGCCAGGCUCCCUCGGCCACCGCAGCCACAGCCCCCUCUUCCUCCUCCUCAUCCUCCUCCUCUUCUUCUUCCUCAUCCUCCUCUAGCCCCGUGCCUCCUGCUCGCAGCCCCUCGCCGCCCCCCAAGGUGGUGGAUGUGCCAAGCCAUGCCAGCCAGUCAGCCAGAUUCAACAAACACCUGGACCGCGGCUUCAACUCCUGCUCCCGCACUGACCUGUACUUCGUGCCCCUUGAUGGCUCCAAGCUGGCCAAGAAAAGGGCAGACUUGGUGGAGAAAGUGCGGCGAGAGGCUGAGCAGAAGGCGCGUGAAGAGAAGGAGCGGGAACGGGAACGGGAGCGGGAGAAGGAGCGAGAGCGGGAGAAGGAACGAGAGCUGGAGAGGAGUGUGAAGAUGGCCCAGGAGGGCCGUCCAGUCGAGUGCUCGUCCCUUGGGCCAGUUCCCCACCGCCCCUCCUUCGAGCAGGGCAGUGCUGUAGCCACUGUUCCCCCAUACCUGGGCCCUGACACCCCAGCUCUGCGCACCUUGAGUGAAUACGCACGGCCCCAUGUCAUGUCCCCCAGCAACCGCAACCACCCCUUCUACGUGCCGCUGGGGGCAGUCGACCCAGGCUUGCUGGGGUACAACGUGCCAGCCAUCUACAGCAGCGAUCCAGCGACGCGGGAGCGGGAGCUGAGGGAACGGGAAGCCCGCGAACGAGACCUGAGGGACCGGGACCUGCGUGAACGUCUCAAGCCCGGCUUUGAAGUCAAACCAGCUGAGUUGGAGCAGCUCCAUGCUGUGCCGGCUGCUGCCAUGGAUCCGUUCCCACGCCAUGGCGGGCUGAGUCUGCAAACAGCCCCUGGCCUUCAUCCCGCUUUUCCCUUCCACCCAGGGCUGGGCCACUUGGAGCGGGAGAGGCUGGCGCUGGCAGCUGGCCCCACUCUUCGUCCCGACAUGUCCUAUGCUGAGCGCUUGGCGGCUGAACGCCAGCACGCCGAGCGAGUGGCUGCUCUCAGCAAUGACCCUCUGGCCCGGCUGCAGAUGCUCAAUGUGACACCUCAUCAUCAUCAGCAUUCCCACAUCCACUCCCACCUCCAUCUCCACCAGCAGGAUGCCAUACACGCAGCCUCAGCCUCUGUUCACCCUCUUAUUGACCCACUUGCCUCGGGAUCACACCUCACCCGGAUACCAUACCCAGCUGGAACCAUCCCCAACCCUCUCCUGCCUCACCCUCUUCAUGAGAAUGAAGUGCUUCGCCACCAGCUUUUUGCUGCACCCUACAGGGACCUGCCGGGCUCUCUCUCCGCGCCCAUGUCAGCAGCACACCAGCUGCAGGCCAUGCACGCGCAGUCGGCUGAGCUGCAGCGCCUGGCCCUGGAGCAGCAGCAGUGGCUUCACGCCCAUCACCCCCUGCACGGCGUGCCACUCCCAACGCAGGAGGAUUACUACAGCCACCUGAAGAAGGAAAGUGACAAACCCCUUUAAAUGGACUUCUGCUGUCAACAUGACAUCAUCAUGUCUUUCUCUUAAGAGGAACAAUCAAUCAACCGAAUCCUGAUGAAGGGGAAGCUGCAAAGUGACACAUCCUGAUCCCACCAUGCAGUAAGAGUACAAGAGAAGACAGACAAAAAGUACAGGGUGGCAUCCUGGGAACAGAAAGUGGAGGAGAGAAAAUGGGGAGGGACUGAAACACCACUAACGGACAUGAAACAAUCGGUACGUGAUUUCAGCUGAGCUCUGAAGAAAAGAGAAUCAGCACUGCACAGAGCUCAGAAAGACAAAGACUGACAUGAAUUCAGGGUGGCAGCAGCUCCAUCCUUUAUUUUGGGGUAACACUUGCAUUAAAUAAAAAGUGCAGAGCAUUGCAGGACUUCAUGUACAGGAUGGUGCUGCCUUUUCUACUUCCGUGAGGAGGAGGUGCAGCCAAGAAGUAACUCCAAACCCAACAGAGCCUUUUUUCAAGAUGCCUCCUCAACACCCCACCCCCCUUUAAGUGUAAGAUACUGCUUAGCGAUACAGAAGAGCAACGUGGAACUUUUUCAGAUUAGCCAGAGCAGCUUCCCAUUCUCCGACAUCCCUUCAGAUGCAAACAAAGUGUUACAGGACCCCUUUCUAAGUGGCCACUCCUGCCUACGGAGGGUCUGGGGUCUGGUCCCAGCCAUCGGGGUGCAAAGCACCGCAAGACUGUUUGCUGGAUAGUGGCUGUGCUUUCCUGUGGCUGAUGGGAAUGGGCACGGCCACGAGGUGCAAAGCACCAGGAGACUGUUUUCAAGACUGCGAUCACCACUGCGACCCCUCUGAGCCCCACGGGGAGAGAUGAUGUGGCUGAGCAGUGACACUGAGUCCUGGGACUGUAAGAGGGUGGCUGCCCCUUUCCCCUCACCCAUCCUAAUUGAUGUACUUUAACUCAUGCACAUCCUAUUAGACGUGGCAGUUUUAUGUAGCAACUUGUGACUCCCUUGCCCCUGCGUGCGUGUUCUGAUUUCACAGUUGUAUCUCUCGAUUGGUCCCCCAUAUAUAUAUAUAUAUAUUUACUUAACCAUUAAAAGGAAAAACAACCAACAACACAGCUAUGGAAAAAAAAAA
Molecule: messenger RNA, 4518 nt
Organism: Manacus vitellinus (golden-collared manakin)
Lineage: Eukaryota; Metazoa; Chordata; Aves; Passeriformes; Pipridae
Gene: ATN1
Product: atrophin 1
Exons: 10
Coding region: 304-3417 (1037 amino acids)
Cellular component (GO): nucleus
Molecular function (GO): transcription corepressor activity
Source: RefSeq, a predicted model, not a curated record